Molecule: messenger RNA, 1812 nt
Organism: Microplitis demolitor
Lineage: Eukaryota; Metazoa; Arthropoda; Insecta; Hymenoptera; Braconidae
Product: glucose dehydrogenase [FAD, quinone]-like
Exons: 9
Coding region: 1-1812 (603 amino acids)
Molecular function (GO): flavin adenine dinucleotide binding; oxidoreductase activity, acting on CH-OH group of donors
Source: RefSeq, a predicted model, not a curated record
AUGUCUUACAACAUAUCAAUUUUUCCAACUUGUGGUGAACCAUUUUUGGGGCCUACUUUGGCACAAGCAUGUCCUGGAUCACAGUUUUUUCUCUUUAUGACUCUUUUAGAUACAUUUAUACGUUCCAAUCCAGAAAUAUCUCAACUGUGCAAUCGAGUGUUACUCACAAAUCCACCAGAUUAUUAUUAUGAUUUUAUUGUAAUUGGAGGAGGGUCCGCUGGUGCGGUUGUAGCAGCUCGACUGAGUGACGUACCAGAGUGGAAAGUUUUACUUGUGGAAGCUGGUCCGGAUGAACCACCUGGUGCCGAUAUUCCGAGUAUGGUUGCUAUGUUCCUAGGAACAGAACUUGACUGGCAAUAUAGAACAACAAAUGAGAAAAAUGCUUGUCUAUCAACAAAUGGAUCUUGCGGGUGGCCGCGGGGUAGAAAUCUCGGUGGUUCUUCCGUCCACAACGGAAUGAUGUAUAUUCGUGGUCACGCUAGAGAUAACGACGACUGGGAGUAUAUGGGGAAUGAGGGAUGGAGUCGGCGUGACGUACUACCUCAUUUUAUGAACAUGGAAGAUAAUGGAGAUAUUGAUAUAGUUAAUGAUAAAUAUCACAGUACAGGAGGACCUUUGAGAGUCGAAAAAUUUCCAUGGCGACCACCUAUAUCUGAUGACAUCCUUCGUGCUGCUGAAGAUAAGGGAUUUGGAUUAAGUAAUGAUCUAAAUGAUGACAUAAUAACUGGAUUCACGAUAGCACAAUCUACUAGUAAAAAUGGAGUUCGUGUAAGCAGUGCAAGUGCAUUCUUACGACCCAUUAGGAAUCGUCGCAAUCUUGAUAUUGCAUUAAAUGCAACAGUUACCAAAAUUCUAAUUGAAUCUCGCAAAGCUAUUGGCGUUCAAUAUAUUCAAGUGGAUAAAAAAACUAAACAAUCAACCAAGCAAUCCGUUCGAAUUUUAGAAAUUGAUAGUCCAAAAAAACAUUUAAAAGAGAUGAGAGUACCUGUAGUUAAUGACUUAGAAGGAGUUGGUGAAAACUUGCAGAAUCACGUAUCUUAUACGCUCGCAUACACAAUUAAUCAACCAAAUGAGUACGACUUAAAUUGGGCUGCUGCAUUGGAAUAUGCGAGUCAUCAAAGAGGUCCCAUGUCAUCAACUGGUAUGUCGCAAAUCACCGGUAUUAUAUCGUCGAGUUAUAGUACACCAGAUCAUCCGGAUUUGCAGUUUUACUUUGGAGGCUUUCAAGCAACCUGUGCAACUACCGGACAAAUUGGAACGCUUAUAGAUAAUAACCUACGGAGUAUUAGUAUAUCACCAACUAAUCUCCAUCCCCGAAGCAGAGGAUUUAUUCGUUUGGCAAACAAUAAUUCUGUAAGUAAACCUAUCAUCCAGGCAAAAUAUUUUCAAGAUCCUCAAGACGUUGCAGUUUUGAUAGAGGGCAUUCAACUAGCUAUAUCCCUUAUGAAUUCAAGUGAACUAGCAAAAUUCAACCUUAUCUUAAUGAACCCUUCUAUACAAGUGUGCUCCCAGUUUAGAUAUUUAAGUAAAAAGUACUGGAAUUGUGUUGUUAAACAAGACACUGGACCGGAAAAUCAUCAAGCUGGUUCUUGUAAAAUGGGACCGGUUAGUGAUCCAAUGGCUGUCGUUGAUUCGACACUCAAAGUUCACGGAAUAAAUGGUCUUCGAGUUGCUGAUACCUCUAUCAAGCCCGAAAGCCUGUCUGGAAAUACGGGCGCUCCAGCAAUGAUGAUAGGGGAAAGAGCAGCAGCAUUUUUCAAACACGAUUGGCUAGGAUUAAGAGAACACUGGCGUUCACUGCCUACUUCUUAG